GGGGUGGUGGUGGGGGGGUGGGGGUAAAAAAACCUAUAAAUACUCCUAAUCUUAAACAUUUUUUCAUAUCUCUUCUCCAAUUCUUCCUAAAUCCUAUUCUUAACUCUCUACUCUCUAAUUCUCUUAUUCUCCAUUCUCCAAUAUAUUAUAUUUAUUAUUUAUAGUUUAUAUUAAUUAUCUACUUAUAUAAACUAUAAAUAGAUAUAAAUAGUAUUAUAUUACUUAUAUUUGUUAUCUAAUUAUAUAUUACUUAUAUAUUUAUUAUAUCUAUUAAUAUAGUUGGAAUUAUAUCUAAUUAAUUUGAAAUCAUUCUAUUACUCUCAUCCGAAAGACCGAAAGUCCGAAAGAGGUACAAAAUUAUUCUAUUAUUUACACUUGUUUAAUUUUGUAUUAACGUUACUUGAAAAAGAAACUAGUUAAUUAGGUUGUACAAUUUGCUAGUUGCUAGUUGGUACAUUUGACAAGUUGUAAUUCUAAUUAUAGUUAAAGUUAAAGUGUAUUAAUUUCAUUGUUAGUAAAAAAAUAUGUUGUACUCAUUGUACACAAAACUAGUUAAUUCACUAGUUAAUUUGCUAUAACUCGAAUUAAUAGUUAGAUAAAUAGUUAAUUACUUUUUUACAAUUUUUUAUUAAUUGCUACAUUUGACUCUAGUUUAAAAAAAUAGGUUGUACACAAAACUAGUUAAUUCACUAGUUAAUUUGCUAUAACUCGAAUUAAUAGUUAGAUAAAUAGAUAAUUACUUUUUAUGUGUGCAAGAUGGUCUAAAAGCGUUGGGAGCAUCGUUGGAGGUAGUCAAGGGGAGAUUAGACGUAUUUGGGGUAAUGGACAACUUAGGAAAAAAUGGCAUGAUUAUUUGAUAGAAAGAUGUGAGAGAUAUGUGGUUUUUCCUAAAGAUUUGUCUAUUCGUUGGAAUAGUACCUAUAAGUUAAUUGGAGUUCUUCUUAGAUAUAAACAACAUUUUCCUGCUUUUAUGAAACAAUAUGAUAACUAUAUUAUAAACUCGGCUGAGAUCGACACCUGUGAAAAAAUUUGUAAUGCUUUGAUAUAUUUUAAUAAUGCAACUGAAACUUUUAGUCAUGUUUAUAAACUUACCUCAAACCAAUUUAUUCGUGAAGCUGUUAAUCUCGCCGGUGCUUUUUCAAAUUUUGAGAAUGCUGAUUAUGUGAAUUAUUUUGCUAGUUUUAUGAAGGAAAAGUUUUUAAAAUAUUAUUCACAUAUUCCGCAUAUUUAUGGUAUUGCAUUUGUUCUCGAUCCUCGUUUUAGACUUGGUUCUUUAGAAGAAUGUUUGAAUUAUUAUUAUGCUGCUUUUUUUGGUCUAUUGCCAAUGUAUGAGGACAACCCAAUUGAUCCGAAAAAAGAAUACAACGAGAAGAUGAUGAUUUUGACGUACUAAACUGGUGGAAGGGAAAAGAAAGAAUGUUCCCGGUUUUAGCAAAGAUGGCUAAGCAAGUGCUAUCAAUGCCGGUUUCAACGGUUGCCGUGGAACAAGAAUUUAGUUCGGCCGACAAUGUCCUAACACAAACCAGAACGAGGUUGAGCGUUGAAUCUCUUGAGAUGCUUAUAUGCUACCACGAUUGGUUGAAAGCAGACCGUAGAGCUCAAGAAAUUGACAUCACCCCAUCCCAACACUUUAUGGAUGAAUCUACAACCGAGGGUGGCUCUACCUAUGCCGGAGAUUCCGAUUGAAUGAUUGAUUAGUAUUUCAUGUUUUAAAAACAAUUGUAGUUCCUAUUUAAUUUUCAAAUGUAGUUCCUAUUUCAUUUCAAAUAAAUGCACUUGAAGUUUGUUUUUUUAAUACUUGUAUAAAACUAUAA
Molecule: messenger RNA, 1814 nt
Organism: Cuscuta europaea
Lineage: Eukaryota; Viridiplantae; Streptophyta; Magnoliopsida; Solanales; Convolvulaceae
Source: the annotation of a GenBank genome assembly